Messenger RNA from Dentiscutata erythropus, 347 nucleotides. NCBI's taxonomy places the organism in Eukaryota, Fungi, Glomeromycota, Glomeromycetes, Diversisporales, Gigasporaceae. The record is from the annotation of a GenBank genome assembly.
AAAAAUUAAAACAACAACGUCUUGCAACUCGAGAAAAGAUUAAAGAAAUAGGUCAAGAUUUCUGGGAUAGGAAAAAAGAAAUUUAUGAUGCUACUUUAAUUAAUUGUUCAGAAGUUCAUACAGAAUUACAAGAUUGUUUUAAAAAAGGAAAACUUUGGGAUAGACUUACUCUUUGUACUAAUAUGAGAGAUAAAUUUUGGAGUUGUAUGGAUCAACAAAAGAAACUUUUAAAUGAUAUGGGAUACGGAUCGCCAUUAAAAACAGAAGCAGAAAACGAAGAAAUUUUACAUAAAGCAGAUAUUCAUUAUCGACAAACGAACGAUAAAGAUAAAGAUAAGGCUACCUGA